CAGUUGUUCAGUUCUGAGCAGUUAAAGGCACAAAACAGCUGGAGGACACCAUUGUUUGGAUUUCAUCUCGUUGCCCGUAGUGAUGUGUCGGGCCUGAGGAGUUUGUUUGCAGUAUAAAUUUCGGCAAAAACAGAUGUCGAUGAACGAAAUCGGUACUUCCAAUCCAGCUCUGCACUACGAUGAUACGGCCGCAGCUUCCAAUUCAACCCUCCGUCCAGAGCACCCCCGUGGCCCCAAUGUGGCUUGCGGGGAAGGAGGAGAAGAGGGAGGUGGCGGUGUGGGACACCCGGACGCUAGCCUGGCUUGCUACUCGAUCCGGAGCGAACCGGAGGAGUACGACGAAAAUCUGGACGCACCCGACUCAGUAACGUACCUUUCGAUCGGUGGGAACAAUCCGGUCCUGGUGAUACGCGAGGGUGACGCGGACAGUGUGUCGCCAGCGUCCGAGAUCCCGUACAGCUACGUCUACAACACACCGGUCAAGUUCGACUCGAUGCGUCGGCACAUAUUCAUUCCGGGGCUGGAGAUAAACGUCGAGAUUAUCGACUACGAGCGCAGUCUGACGUCGCACGUGCUCAAUCCUAACCUGUAUACGGUUAAGUUGACGCAUGGUCCCUUCUCGUGGACGAUUCAGAAGCGCUACAACCAUUUCCGCAACCUACACCAGCAGCUAACAACGUACCGUACAUCAUUGCACAUUCCAUUUCCGACGAAAAGCCACAAAGAGCGACGGGACAGCUUCCGAAACAUGCACACCGUGCAUCAAACGACGGCAUCGGUAAGUACACUAGGAUUUUUCUAUGACUGUUACUGUCAUUACUGGAAUACCUUUUUUUUACAAUCGGCCCAGCCCGCCAUGCAACAGAAGCUUGGUAAGCCUUUGAAAAAGAUGAAGAAGAGCGCCCUGCCCCGGUUUCCUCUAAAGCCGGACUCGCUCGUCCCGUUCGACGCCAUUCCGCAACGGAUCAAACAGCUCGAGGAGUAUCUGUACAACCUGCUCAACAUAUCGCUCUAUCGCAACUUCCAUGGCACGAUCAACUUCCUUGAGGUAUCCCACAUUUCGUUCAUUGCCGCGCUUGGCGAAAAGGGCAAGGAGGGCUUAAUCAAGAAGCGUACCGGCUCGACACGCUCCGGCCAGUCCGGGUGUAACUUUUGCGGGUGUUUAGCCGGAGGCUGCUGCAUCCGGUGCAGCUACUUUUGCACCGACGUCCUGUGGAGCAAGUGGCGCAAUCGGUGGUUCUUUGUGAAGGAGACCUGCUUCGGGUACUACCGGCCGAAGGAUGGCGUGCUGCGGUGUGUGGUGCUGUUCGAUCAGGGUUUUGACGUCUCGUCCGGCAUGUACAGCACCGGCAUGCGGAACGGGCUACAGAUUGCGACCAACUCGCGCUACCUGGUGAUAAAGUAUCCGACCCGCCGAACGGCCAAGGAGUGGAUGACGCACCUGAAGCGGGUAGCGAACGAGAGCGCCCGUGACUUCACCCUACCGAACCCGCACCAAUCGUUCGCACCGUCACGGCCCGGCGUCCAGGCCGGUUGGUUUGUGGACGGCGCGGGGUACAUGAGCGCGGUGGCCGACGCACUGGAGGGUGCGACCGAGGAAAUUUUCAUCACCGACUGGAUGCUUAGCCCGGAGAUCUACAUGAAGCGGCCGGCGAUCGAUGGCGACUACUGGCGGUUGGACAAGAUCCUGAAGCGGAAGGCGGAGCAGGGUAUCAAAAUUUUCGUGCUUCUUUUCAAGGAGCUCGACUUUGCGCUCGGCAUCAACAGCUACUACAGCAAGCAGCGGCUGGUGGAACAGCACGAGAAUAUCAAGGUUCUACGCCAUCCGGAUCACGCCAAGGCGGGCAUUCUGUUCUGGGCGCACCACGAAAAGUUGGUGAUUGUCGACCAGACGUACGCAUUCGUUGGCGGCAUUGACCUGUGCUACGGCCGAUGGGACGACUACCAGCAUCGGCUGACCGAUCUGGGCAGCAUCUCGUCGUCGACAAGCAGUUCGGCGAACAACACCACUACCCGGAAGCCAUCGACCGUGGUAGAGCUGGACGAGAACGGUUCGGUGGCGAAUCUACUCAAGUCGAGCAAAAACAUUGCCAUAGCAACCGCAAUGGAUCGGCAGGCGGCGACACACCGGUACGACGAGUCGGCAGCCGAUGGUAGCGCCUUGAGCGGUAUGAAACGGUUGAAGCAAAAGUUCACGCAACGGGAUCCGGAUGGACCGGCCGGUGCUGGUGAUCCACCGGACAAGCUGCUGAUAGCGGCGGCCCAGGCGCUCGGCGCUGGUGCUGCGUUGGACCAGCAGCCGCAAGAGGAGCGAGAAAGUCUACCGGAAAACAUCAAACAAAACACACCCGAGAUGGAGCGCCGUAACAUUAUGGGCAAGAUCAAGGAUAUGGGACGAGAUUUGAAAAAUCGUAUGACACUUUCGGACGCACAGGAUCCACCGUACGGAAGCGAUGCACUCACGGCCAAUGCCGGAGGUGGUACGGGACCGAAGAGUACCCUGAGCAGUCCGGGAUACCUUUCCGAGGAGGAACGGCGUAAACAGCAGGCCUAUGGCGGGGAGAAGCACCACACGCUCGGCGCCAGCAACGAUGGCAUUCUCAGCCCUCAGCCAUUCAAAAAUGCCGUCGUAUUCGAGCUGGAUGGGCAGGCAAAGCUGUGGAUUGGAAAGGAUUACAUUAAUUUCAUCAUCAAAGACUUCACCAACCUGGACAUGCCGUAUGUGGAUUUAGUGGACCGCACAACGACGGUCCGUAUGCCCUGGCACGAUGUGGCCACCGUCGUCCUUGGCCAGGCGGCCCGGGACGCUGCACGUCACUUUAUCGAACGGUGGAACGCAGUCAAGCUGGAAAAGUGCCGAGAAAACGCCAACUAUCCGUACCUGCUGCCAAAGAGCUACAAUGACAUCCGCAUAGACAGUAAGUUCCUGAACGUUCCGCUGCACCAUGUCACCUGUCAGGUGCUUCGCAGUGCCUCAAGCUGGAACUGCGGCUUUAUAGAGCCGGACUACGUCGAGCAGAGCAUACACGAGGCGUACGUGCAGACGAUUUCGAAGGCUCAGCAUUAUGUGUACAUCGAGAACCAGUUCUUCAUCAGUCUCGAGCUGGGAAACAGUGUGGUGAAAAAUCAAAUAUCGGAGUACCUGUUCAAGCGUAUUGUCCGUGCGUAUCGAGAGAAAAAAGUGUUCCGGGUGUACGUCGUCAUGCCGCUGUUGCCCGGCUUCGAGGGCGAUGUAGGCGGUGCCACUGGAAUCUCGCUGCGAGCCAUCACCCACUGGAAUUAUGCAUCCAUUUCGAGAGGGAAAACAUCGCUUUUAUCGAGGUUGCGGGCAGCCGGCAUUGCGAACCCGUUCGAGUACAUAUCAUUCCAUAGUCUGCGGACUAACUCCACCCUGAACGGGAUGCCUGUGACGGAACUGAUCUACGUUCACUCAAAGCUGCUUAUUGCCGAUGAUAAGGUCGUGAUUUGCGGUUCGGCCAACAUCAACGAUCGCUCAUUGCUGGGCAAACGGGACUCGGAAGUUUGUGUGAUGAUCACGGACGAAUCGUUUGAAGAAGGCCGUAUGAAUGGCGAAUCGUAUCCGUGUGGCAUAUUUGCUGGCAAACUGCGAAAGUUUCUUUUCCGCGAGCAUCUCGGGCUGCUGGAACCAGACCCGAAGCGAGCCUCGAUUGACAUUACGGAUCCGGUGAUCCACUCCUUCUGGAACGGUGUCUGGAGGCAAACGUCCCGGCGCAAUACGCUCAUCUACGACCAAGUGUUUCGGUGCAUCCCCUCCGACAAUGUGCAAUCGUUUGCGAUGAUGAAGAAAUUCCUGGAGGAUAAACAUUUGCUGCAGUCUAAUCCCGAGGGCAUUCAGCAGGCCAUUUCACGCAUCGAGGGCAAUGUGGUAGACCUGCCACUGAAGUUCCUCUGCGAUGAAGUACUUACCCCGCCCGGCACGAGCAAAGAGGGCAUCAUGCCUACGUACAUGUGGACCUAAUGUGCAAUUGUAAAAAUCCUAUGUUUGUUGUUUUUGUUUGUAUUUGUGUUUAUUUUAACUAUUCGACUGUUUUAAAUACCUGUUUUACACAACUGUUAUUUGAAUACCAUGUUUUGUAACACAACAAUUAAUAAUUUAUUAUGAACAAAGUGUACAAUUUAGCCUGUAUUUAUCAGUCACAAUUUGUAAAACAAGUCGAUCAAAAUGUUGCUUAAUUAGACCCGGGCUACCUGGGUAACGUUAGCUUCUCGAGAAACGAUGUGUUAGAAAAUAGAUUUACAAGAUGGUGUAUUUCGUCGUGUUCUACAUGGCGUAGGUCUUCCGCUUGACUUUACAAAAAAUAAAGCAAAUUAUAUUUACA
This is a messenger RNA of Anopheles coustani, 4340 nucleotides long. RefSeq names its product phospholipase D2 (gene Pld). NCBI's taxonomy places the organism in Eukaryota, Metazoa, Arthropoda, Insecta, Diptera, Culicidae. Gene Ontology annotation, molecular function: D-type glycerophospholipase activity; phosphatidylinositol binding. The transcript has 8 exons. The record is from RefSeq and is a predicted model, not a curated record. Bases 134 to 3979 code for a protein of 1281 amino acids. Gene Ontology annotation, biological process: phosphatidic acid biosynthetic process; cell motility; intracellular signal transduction.